AGACGAUCUUUAGCGGCACCGGCCAGGAAGCAGCGACGGCAGUUGUGGAAGUUUCCCGCCGUCUUUGUUGUCACUCUGUGUCUCUUUUUAUUUAUUUAUUACCACUGUGCCUGUCAAAUUACCUUCACAAACCACAAUGAGGCGAGCAAGAAGGAAUAAAAGUCAGAGUGCAGCAGAAAACGAAGAAGUCCAGUCAAAAACAGUGUGGCAGUGGAAGGGGGAUGAAGGACAGUGGGAACCGUACCCGCCUUCCGCCUGCGCCCUGUUGGACUCCGCCGUCUCUUCAGGAAAAACCUCAGUCACUCUGUCUCUGGGCUCUGGGACGUCCUAUGAAGUGGACCUGAAGAAGAUGUUCCAGAUUAAUCCCGUCACCAAGUACAAGAGGAAGAUUCGCUCUCAGACAGUAAAACCAGAGGGUUUGAGUGAAGCCGGUGACUUGAUUGCUCAUAAUGGGAGGCCAGUUCAAGUGAAAGAGGAAGAGGAGGAGACGGAACAGCAACCCGCAGCUAAGAGGAGAAGAGGACAAAGCAAGAGUCAGACAAAAACCAAAGAAGAAAUGAAGAGUGAAGCAGAGGUUGUGAAGACGGUGGUCAUGAAGGGAAAAGCUCCAGUGGACACCGAAUGCAAAGCCAAACUUGGAAAGGCUCAUGUUUACUGUGAAGGAAAAGAUGUUUACGACGUGAUGCUAAACCAGACGAAUCUUCAGUUUAACAACAACAAAUAUUACCUGAUCCAACUGUUGGAAGACGACGGCUCCAAGUGUUACAGUGUUUGGAUGAGAUGGGGCAGAGUGGGCAAAGUGGGUCAAAACAGUCUGACAGCCUGUGGUGGAGACCUGCUGAAAGCCAAAGAUAUCUUCAAGAAAAAGUUCCUUGACAAAACUAAAAACGAGUGGGAACACCGAGCGACUUUUGAGAAAGUGGCUGGAAAAUAUGACAUGGUGUUCAUGGACUACAGCACGAACGAAAAGGAGGAGACGCAGACCACGGCGGUGGACGCUGCACCAAAAAAGAAAACCUCCAAACUGGAUGUGAAGAUCCAGUCUCUCCUGGAGCUCAUCUGUGACGUCAAAGCCAUGGAGGAGUGUGUGCUGGAGAUGAAGUUUGACACCCGGAAAGCUCCUCUCGGCAAGCUGACCUCAGAGCAGAUUCGCGCAGGCUACAUGGCGCUGAAGAGAAUCGAGGCGUGUUUGAAGAAGAAGGGCAGCAAUCGGGAGCUACUGGAAGCCUGCAACCAGUUUUACACCCGCAUCCCGCAUGACUUUGGGUUGAAAACUCCCCCAAUCAUACACACAGAAGAUGAGCUGAAGGAAAAAAUCUCACUGUUGGAGGCGCUGAGCGACAUCCAGAUCGCAGUGAAAAUGGUUCAGUCCAGCAGAGACGGUGACGAACAUCCUCUGGACAGACAGUACAGCUCCCUCAAGUGCAAACUGCAGCCCAUAGACUCCAGCGCCAAUGAAUACAAGGUGAUAGAAAAGUACCUGCUGUCGACUCACGCCCCGACUCACAGUGACUACACCAUGAGUGUGCUGGACAUCUUCUCAGUGGACAGAGAAGGAGAGAACGACAAGUUCCUCUCACAGUUACACAGCAGGACUCUGCUGUGGCACGGUUCCCGCCUGUCUAACUGGGUCGGCAUCCUCAGUCAGGGUCUCAGAGUGGCUCCACCUGAAGCUCCCGUCACUGGUUACAUGUUUGGUAAAGGUAUCUACUUUGCCGACAUGUCGUCAAAGAGCGCCAACUACUGCUUUGCAAAUCAGCACAACCAUGUCGGACUGCUGCUCCUGUGUGAGGUUGCCCUGGGAGACUGUAACGAGCUGCUGGAUGCCGACUACGAGGCCAACAAUCUGCCUGCUGGAAAACACAGCACUAAGGGACUGGGACAGACCGGACCUGACCCCAAAAACUCUGUCACCCUGGAUGGUGUGACAGUGCCGAUGGGUCCAGGGGUGAAGACGGGCGUGGGUAAAAACAACGGUUACUCCCUCCUCUACAACGAGUUCGUCGUUUACAACCCUGCCCAGACUCGCAUGAGGUACCUGCUGCGGGUCCAGUUCAACUACUCUUCGUUGUGGUGAGGCUUCUGCAAAAAUAAUGAGACUCAGCAGAUUUCCUCUCCACAAAACCGGGAUGAUAUAUCACUUAGUCAUUCUUCAUGUACACUUAGGCACUGUGUAGGUCAUGGGGUUUCAUGGUUUCCUGGUUAAGAUGUGACUGGAUCAAACUGGAGAAAAGCAGGUUUUCAGAAAUGUUUACUUUGUCAGUGACGCCUGUGUGUUUUAGAUGUCAUGCAGCGGGAACUUACAGAUCUAAAGGUUAUGAAUUUCUUACAUGGGAAUGGAAAGUUUUAAUCUAUGUAAGAAAAAACCCUUUUUUUUUCCACAUCAGGUUCUGUAUGUCACAGGUAAUCAGUUCAACAAAUCUCUUUUUCUUUUUGAGUCAGGAAGUUUAUGUUUGAGCCUGUAAAAUCAUUUCUACAUUCCUCUUUAUUUAUCAAUGAGGCUACAGGUACAAAAUACGCUGCUGCUGAAGCUUUGGUGAAGGUAAAAGAUGAAAAUGGAUCUAUGUGAUAUGAGGAAAAUAUGCAGAACAUUUUGCACUACUUCUUGCCAAUGUGACUUUAUAUCACUACAAGCUUGUUAUUGUAUUGCAUGUUUCACACAGCAACAUUCAUAGCAUUUUAGUUUUCUGCUCUGGUGCUGUAUGUAACACAAAUGGCCUUAUUUUGGAUCUAUUGAAUUAUCAGUGUCUGACUUUAAUGACACAAAAUGAAACAUCUUCUAGGCUGGAUUGACAUUACUUCUUAAUAAUGUGUUUUAUUAAUAAAUGUUUUUGUUUGUUUGAAUAAUUGUCAUGUUUUUGUAUUGGUUAACAUAAAAUGCAAGAAACAGAAUAAAAUACAGUUUUUAAUUAUGUUUUAUUUAUGUAAAACUGAGACAAAGACAAUAUUCUGUAAAAACGCUGAUCAUCAUUCAUUCAUUGUCACUUAAAACAGGAUGCAGUUACAAUAUGUACAUAAUAAAAAAAUUAGCUUUUUGA
This is a messenger RNA of Thunnus maccoyii (southern bluefin tuna), 3038 nucleotides long. RefSeq names its product poly (ADP-ribose) polymerase 2 (gene parp2). Gene Ontology annotation, molecular function: NAD+ poly-ADP-ribosyltransferase activity; zinc ion binding. The record is from RefSeq and is a predicted model, not a curated record. Bases 137 to 2077 code for a protein of 646 amino acids. The transcript is spliced from 17 exons. NCBI's taxonomy places the organism in Eukaryota, Metazoa, Chordata, Actinopteri, Scombriformes, Scombridae.